AUGUCUGCGGGCCCAGGUCCGCCGGUUUCGGUCCCAGGCCGUUUUCACAAAGGGGAGGUUUACCAAAGGGCCGAGAAUUCGCUUUGCGGCGGAGACGCCGCUGCGGCUGCCGCGGCGCCGUCUUUUUUGAGGCGCGGGCGGUCGGCCAGACCGGUGCCUUUCGGAUCUCCCCAGCUGCAGCUGCCGCAGCGCCGCCUUUUUGUUGAGGCGCGGGCGGUCGUCGCAGGCCUCGAGGUGGACACCAGCACCAGCAUCGGCGGCGUGCCUCCACGGAGGAGGAGGAGGAGAGGGAUCGUCUCCCCCCUGUGGAGGGCUCCCCCCCUCUGUGCUGGGCGUUGGUGCCCCUUGCCAGGCCUCCGAGGUCGGCGCUACCGGCGGGCGGCCCCCGGGACUCGGCCGGCCGAUCCAGUCGCUUUUCUGGCGGCACUCCGGCGUGCCCCUGCCUGCGGCGGCGGGCCGCGGCGGUUGGCCGCGGCGCGCGGCCGCCCCGUGCGGAGGCUGUCCAUGACGACGGUUCUCCCGGGCUGCUGCCAAGGCUCCCCUGCGCCCCACGCCUGCCGCGGCGCCCGCGGCAGCGGCUCGAGCAGCGGCAGCGGCAGCGCGGGCGCGGAGGCCGCCGUGGCGCAGAGGCUGGACAGGCUGGAGAAGCUGUUGGAGGAGCUCUGCCGGGGCAAGGCCGAGAUGCGAGCGGAGGUCACUAAGGAGCAACUGUCAGCCAUUCUAAAGGAGCAGCUGACAAGUCACAGAAGCGUUCUGAAGGAGCAGUUGUCAGGCGACCGCCGCCUGUGGCAGCCAGAGACUGCGGAGAGGCUCCACGAGAAGGUGCUGCGGCUGGAGGCCAUGGUCGCCGAACCGCUGAUGAGGAUCGAGCGCGACGUCGAGAGCUUCGUCGGGAGGCUGAAGAUCAGAGGCCACUCCGUGGUGAACAAGUGGAGCGUUGCUGCCGGACUUGCCGCGCUCGCCGUCGGGUACGUGGGGCGUCACAUCAUUCGGCGCGCGGCGUCGUCGGGCGGUGCGGGCGGCUACGCGGCCUUGUGCGGCGGGGUCAUCGAUCAAGCUCACAAGGAGCGCGACCAGUGCGUCGGUCAGCCCGCCUGUCCUUGCUCCAUGGGGAGCCAGUGGUUCUACGGGGUGGUGGCCGACGAGACUGCAGAGCUGGGCAAGGCCGUGAUGGAGAAGAACACCGAGAACAUAGUCCACACGCUGAACGCUAUCGCGCGGGAUCCUGAAACGCUGGCCGCACUGGUCGCGCUCCUUGUGAGCUUGAUCGAUGACCCCGCCGCACAAGGCAAGCUGUUGCAGCUGUUGCGGGACCUGUUCGUCGCCGAGUCCACUCGCAAGGCGCUGCUGGAUCUACUGGUAUGGGUCUUCCAGGACGAGUACCUGUGCAGACUCACUGGGGAGUUCCUGCUUUAUUCGCUCGACAAGGACACCACACGCCCGAUGCUCGAGCGACAACUGGCAGCACUCGUCUCCGCCACGGCCCUCGACCGCAAGGUGCAGCAGGACGCCGGCGUCUUCGCCAACCAGUCCCUGAAGGACGCCCUGCUGCCCCGCUGGCUGCGGCACCAGGCCGCAGCGGCGGCACAGGCGGAGUGA
This is a messenger RNA of Prorocentrum cordatum, 1599 nucleotides long. The record is from the annotation of a GenBank genome assembly. NCBI's taxonomy places the organism in Eukaryota, Dinophyceae, Prorocentrales, Prorocentraceae.